Molecule: messenger RNA, 707 nt
Organism: Cherax quadricarinatus
Lineage: Eukaryota; Metazoa; Arthropoda; Malacostraca; Decapoda; Parastacidae
Source: RefSeq, a predicted model, not a curated record
AUGUAAAGCCCAUCCAUAAAAGUUAAAAGGGUGAACCAGAAGCUGUGAAUCAACACCUCCAAGCAUAAUUAGGUGAGCAUUACUAGGCGAGUACACACAUGAAGCCAACAAAUAAUUGUAAAUACCCUUCUCUACAGCCGGUGAUUCCCAUAACCCACAACUUGGAUCCAAUAAAGCUACUCACUGACGACGCUACCAUCGCCGGCUGGAACAACGAGGGUCUUCCCUCUGACAGAAUGUCCACUGAGAAUGCUAUCAUCCUCACUAACUCUGACCGCUGGCCCCUCAUCAUCGAUCCCCAGCUGCAAGGCAUCAAAUGGAUCAAGGCGCGAUACGGCGAUGCGUUGGUGGUGUUGCGUCUGGAUCAGAAGACCUGCAUCGACCACCUGGAGGUGGCCAUCACCAAGGGCAGCACUGUCUUGAUCGAGAACCUCCCAGAGAAUCUUGACCCAGUUCUUGAUCCACUCAUUGGCAAAAAUCUCAUCAAGCGAGGACGGGCGCUGAAGAUAGGUGACCGAGAGAUUGAGUAUAACUCAAGCUUCCAGCUGAUCCUACACACCAAGCUGGCCAACCCUCACUACAAGCCAGAGCUGCAGGCACAGUGCACUCUCAUCAACUUCACUGUCACCAGAGACGGUCUUGAAGACCAGCUCCUUGCUGAGGUUGUCAAGGCUGAGAGACCAGACCUUGAGGAACUUAAGAUUUAG